This is a messenger RNA of Sarcophilus harrisii (Tasmanian devil), 1407 nucleotides long. RefSeq names its product zinc finger protein 454-like. The transcript is spliced from 6 exons. Bases 220 to 1407 code for a protein of 395 amino acids. Gene Ontology annotation, molecular function: DNA-binding transcription repressor activity, RNA polymerase II-specific. Gene Ontology annotation, biological process: negative regulation of transcription by RNA polymerase II. The record is from RefSeq and is a predicted model, not a curated record. Lineage: Eukaryota; Metazoa; Chordata; Mammalia; Dasyuromorphia; Dasyuridae.
AUGGACAGGGCCGGGCUCUGAGGAGCAAAAGAACCCUCCAGAGGAGGUUGGGGAAAGCCGGAAGUCUUGGAGCUGCGAUCUUUUUGUCUGUCCCUCGGUCGUCCUCCCUUCCCAGGGAGUUUCGGGCUCUCUUCUUUUCCCGGGGAGCUCCUAUCGCUUUGUUUUCUGGAAGCCGCAACCGUGCGUGCAGCUCUCAGAGGGAGCCUGGAGCCAGAGUGAAUGGGCCCUGGGAGCCUCAGACCUCCUCAGGAGUGGGUGACAUUCAGGGAUGUGGCUGUGGACUUUACCCAGGAGGAGUGGGGCCUCUUGGACCCUCCUCAGAAGGAGCUGUACAAGGGAGUGAUGCUGGAGAAUGCCUGGAACCUGCUUUCCCUGGGGCUUCCAGUUCCCAGAGAAGAUGUGAUCUCUUAUUUUGAGCAAAGGGAAGUACCCUGGAUGCUGCACUCAAAAGGCCUGAGGAGCUGUUCUCCAGAAAGAGAAUUCAGAAUAGAAAUUAAGGAAUGUACUACAAAGGAAAGCUUUUCUGUGGUAGAAACUCUCAAGCCAAGAUUCACCUGUGAUGGUUCUGCUAAUUUCACAUGGAAUGAUAUCUGUGAUAAAUAUAAGAAAAUCCAUAUUGGAGAUAAAUCUUAUAAACGUAACCAGUGUGGAAAAGCUUUUGCAGAACGGGAUUCUCUUGCUGUAAAUCAGAAAAUCCAAACUGGAGAGAAACCUUAUAAAUGUAACCAAUGUGGUAAAACCUUCAAAUGGAAGCAGAGUCUUCCUCUACAUCAGAGGAUCCACAGUGGAGAGAAACCCUAUGGAUGUAACCAAUGUGGAAAGGCUUUUAGACAAAAGGGAACUCUUAUUGUACAUCAGAGAAUCCACACUGGAGAGAAACCUUAUAAAUGUAACCAGUGUGGAAAGACUUUUGGAGAAAGGGGAGGUCUUAUAAGACAUCAGAGAAUCCAUAUUAGGGAAAAGCCUUAUGAAUGUAGCCAAUGUGGAAAGGCUUUUAGAGAAAGGAGAGCUCUUACUGGGCAUCAGAGAAUCCAUACUGGAGAAAAACCUUAUGAAUGUAACCAGUGUGGAAACACUUUUGGAGAAAGGGGAGGUCUUAUAAGACAUCAGAGAAUCCAUCUUAGGGAAAAGCCUUAUGAAUGUAACCAAUGGCAAGAAGGCUCUGAGCAAGAGGGAGGCUUUGCAGACCCAACAGAGAACGUCAUCAUUGAUCCUGGAGGUGAUGGUUAUUGCAGUAACCAAGUAGGGAGAUGCCGUUGGGUCCUACGUUGUAGGAGCAUCCCUGUGGCUGCUCAUUGGAAGAGCUGCAGUGGAGAGGUCUGUUCCAGGAGCCCAGUUCCACCCCAAGUGAAAUGUGCUAAGAACCUGAAUGAGAGUGGCUGCCGUGUGAAUGAAGGGCUGACAUAA